AGAAUCGUCAUUUUAAUCAGUGAACUCAAAGCAAACAGUUCUAGUCAUCAAAUUUGGAAAUAAAAUCAACGAUAUGCUUAUAAAAGUAUCCAAGUUCCUGAGCCUUUUUUCAGUCCUUCUGGCGGCAGCCGAAGGGGCUAAAUAUCUGGCCGAGAAACCCGACUUCCUAACUCCAUGCAUUGUGGGUGAUCCCAGCUUAAAUGCCUGUCUAACCAGCAAUUUCCAGACUUUCUUCCGUCAGUGGAAGGAUGGAAUUCCUGGCAACAAUGCCGUGGGGUCCUUCGAUCCCCUCUACAUAAAGAGAGUUAAGUUCGCGCAGGAUGCCAACAGGGCUAUAGCCUUAAAUGCCGAUCUGAAAGAGGUCUAUGUGGCAGGUGCUGGCCAAGCUGUCGUUAAGGAAUCCAGCUGGGAUCAAAGUCACUACGUGGCCAAGGCUUUGAUCAGCGUUCCCAAACUACGUUUUAAUUUCCAGUACAAAGUCAAAGGACAUGUGGUGGCCCUUAAUCUAAAUGGUCAUGGCAAUGGUUAUUUCGAAGCUGAAAAUGCUCUGAUAUAUCUGGAGUUGGCCGUCAAACCACUGACCACUGCGGACGGUGUUUUCGCUGAUGUGCAAAAUGUUAAGGUCUCGUUCCGCGAGAUCAAGCAAUUCCGCAUCAAGCUGGAAAAUCUGUUUGGUGGCAACAAGGAUCUGGAGGAUACCGCCCACACUCUAUUCAACGAAAACUGGCGCGAUUUCUACGAGGUUCUACGUCCCGCCGUUGAGCAAACUGUUAGCGGAGUGCUUCUGGAUCGAUUCAAGAAGACGUUCAUCUAUGUGCCAGCCACCUACUUGAUCAAAGACUUCCAUUAAAACAUAUACAGAAGGAAGCUUACCUGUGCUUAAAAUGUUAUUUUAAAUAUGUUCUUGUGAUCUUUAUUCAUAAUAAUAUUAAAUAGUAUGUUAACAAUAAUAAGUUUGGAAAAGAGUUUUGGAUUAUGCCGCAUA
Molecule: messenger RNA, 985 nt
Organism: Drosophila suzukii
Lineage: Eukaryota; Metazoa; Arthropoda; Insecta; Diptera; Drosophilidae
Product: circadian clock-controlled protein daywake
Source: RefSeq, a predicted model, not a curated record